UGUAUUCAUUAACGAAAGUCUUUUUCAUCCAAACAAAUAUCUGCGUCAGUUUUUUAUCCUUUUGACAGAUCCGUAAAGUAUUUAACCACCAGCUGUUUGAAUGUAAUAUACUGUUACCAUUUUAUUAUACCGUAGAUUAUUAAUCAGAAUUAUCACAUGGAUAAACAACAUUGGUUUAAAUAUAUAUACAUUUAAAAGUCUUUAUAAUACAUUUGACUAAUUAUGAAACUGAUGAUGAUUUGUUUAAUUCUGUUUUAUUCUUGGGUUGUGAAACUUUAUUCUCUAAGCUGGUUAUUGUAAUAAUAUAAAGCUGUACAGACUAUUUAGGAGCUACGUUGAAACUUAGUUAAAGUACCAGUUAUAACUUAUUCUUACAUUAAAAGUAAAAAUUAAAAAAAAACCGUAUUUGAUCGUGUGUUUUCCUGACAGCAUUGAACGCAGCAUCAUAUUCCCGCCUCCUUGUCCUCCUCCAGUUCCGGUUUGGACCAACAUGGCGGCCGUUAGCUUACAGUGUCCGGCCCAUCGGAUAAACUCUGAGUUUGUUUUGUUAAAUUAACAUGUUUUUCUGAUUAAAUUACUCACACCAGGUGGAUUUUGUGUUAACUGUUAAGUUGCUGAACACCGACAGUUGGUCUGUCUCUCCGCUGGAGGCUGUUUACCGGAAACCAACAAACCCAGUCCUAGUUCUUGUCAUGAUCAGCAGCUGACUCAGACCCAUUCCGACCCUGACGGACCAUCAGAGCCAUGGAGAAGUUCGGGAUGAGUUUUGGGGGCGGUCCCGGCAGGAAGGAGCUGCUGGACACCAUCGAGUCCCAGAAGAAGCAGCUGGUCCAGUACCAGACCCGGUUUAAAGAUGUGGUCCGGGCCUACAAGAGUCUCAUGAAGGAGAAGGAGGCUCUGGAGGCCAGUGUGAAGGUCCUGUCUGUGACCCAGGAGCUGGACCUGAACCAGCAGGAUACCACCUCCUCUGACCUCCCAGAUGACGGCUGCUCGCUGCACAGCGAGGACAGCCUGGACACGGCGGCGUCCGUAGACACGGCAGCGUCCGUGGACAUGCCAAGCGAGACCACCAGAGGGGACCAGAGUGAGGAGGACCAGGGAGAACCAGCCAGGAAGUCCAGCUCAGCGUGGCUGAGGUCUGACCCUGACGCUGGCAGCUCAGAUGGCAGCAGCGUGGGGGCGGAGCCUCAACAUGCAGCACCCCCUCCCAGCAUGGAAGCAGACCGCCGAGUCAUCCAGUUAAAGGGCCAACUGAGCACGCUCACCGGCGCCCUGGCUACGGUGACACAGGAGAAGUCUCGGAUGGAGGCGAGUUUCCAGGCCGACAAGCGUCAGCUGAAGCAGGAGAUGGAGGAGCUGCGGGAACGCCUGGCCACCAUGACGACGCAGCAGGAGGCGGAGCUACAGGGGCUGUUGCAGCAGCUGGCGGAGAGCCGCGCUCGCGUCAUCACGCAGCAGCACGAGAGGGAGCAGGAGCAGGGAGACCACGUCCAGCAGCUCCGAGAGCUGCAGAGGCUCCUGCAGCAGGAGAGAGACCUGAGGCAGGACGCAGACCUCCGCCUACAGGACGCCAACUCCACCAUCUUCCUCAACUCUCAGGCCGUGGACCGGGGGGCGGAGUCCCAGGCUCUGCUGAGCCAGGUGAGGGCUGAGAGAGACGAGCUGAAGAGGAGGCUGCAGGUCGCCGAGGAGAACCAGAAGAAACCAGAUCCCAGAGUGGAAGAACUUCAGAGAGACCUGACGGAGCUGAAACACCACGUCCAGGAACAGAUCCACCUGGAGACCAGGAAGGUGAGCGAUUCAGAGGAGCGUGCUCAUGAGCGCGCUCAGUCUGCAGAAGCUCGGGUCGCCAGUCUGGAGGAGCGAGUCUCCGAGUUGUCCGAGCUUCUCGGUUCCUGCGAGAAGACUCGGCAGAGAGACCAGCAGCUCGCUCAGAGACUCAGGGAGCGGAUCCUGCAGCUCGACACGGAGAACAAAACGCUCGCCAUGGCGGCGUCCAGCAGGAUGAGCGGCGAGCUGGGCAUGGACGAGGCUCAGCUGGACGUGGUCGCUCUGAGGGAAAAGAUGGAGAAGCUGAAGAAGCUGCUGCUGCUGGCGACUCAGAGGAACCCGGACCACGACAUCCAGAACCUGGCAGAGACGGAUCUGGAGCUGAGCAGAGACAAAGGCUCGGCGCUCGUCUACCAGCAGGAGCUGCGUCAGCUCAGGGACGAGUUCGAGCGCUACAAGCUGCGAGCGCAGGUCGUGCUGAAGAACAAGAACGUCAAAGAUGGCUGCCAGGCUAAGGAGCUGGAGGAGGUGCGGGACCAGCUGUCGGAGGUGAAGGAGAAGUACAUCAACCUGCGCAUCCAGAGCGACGAGGCAGAGGCCGCGCACCGCCGCCAUCUGGAGGAGCAGCAGCAACAGGCGGCGGCGCUGCAGCAGACUCACCGACAGGAAGUGGAGCGAGUGGAAGCGUUGCACCGUGAGGACCUGCUGCGACUGGAGGCGGAGCUUCACAAACAGAGAGAGAGGACCAUGGCGCUGCUGGACGAGAAGGACCGGGAGCUGGAGCAGCUGCGUGCCCUCGCGCUCAGCUACACCAACAACAGCGUCAAAACCACAGAGGAGGAGCACGAGUCGGGCGCCGAGAGUGAGGGUGACAUCAUCAGCCAGGCCCUGCGGCGGGUGACGAACACUGAGCCCACGCUGCUGCUGUACGCCGAGCAGCUGGCCAGGAAGGAGGUGGAGGUGGGCGGGCUACGGCGGCAGAAACACCGGUUGGAGGAGGACCUCCACCAGCUGCAGGCGAAGCUCAUCGCUAACGCAGAGCGCCACGAGGAGGAGGCGUCCGAGCUGCGAGGGCGACUGGACAAGCUGAGUCGAGACCAGAGUCGAGAAGGCGCCAACAUGGAGUACCUGAAGAACGUCAUCUACAAGUUCCUGACGCUGCAGGACGCCAGCGGGAAGCAGCAGACGCUCACCGCCAUUCUGACCAUCCUGCACUUCAGCCCGCAGGAGAAAGUCAGCGUGAUGAGGCUGCAGGGCGCCACCUGGUGGACGCCCAGCAAGAGGAACUAAUGAAACAAUAUCAGGAAUGUGUCGUCAUGGUUACAUUAAUGAAAAACUGAAUGAGGUUUGGCCCCUCAGAACUCUGUGUGUCUAUAAAUAUUUAAAUUAAGUUCAUGACUCUCACUGUGAUAGAAAAUAACUAAACACUCUAAUAUGUAUAUUUUUGAAUCCCUCGUUCAAAUUAAACUAUUUUUCCUGCUUCACAAA
Molecule: messenger RNA, 3258 nt
Organism: Labrus mixtus (cuckoo wrasse)
Lineage: Eukaryota; Metazoa; Chordata; Actinopteri; Labriformes; Labridae
Gene: gcc1
Product: GRIP and coiled-coil domain containing 1
Exons: 4
Coding region: 745-3060 (771 amino acids)
Cellular component (GO): Golgi apparatus
Source: RefSeq, a predicted model, not a curated record